Molecule: messenger RNA, 3234 nt
Organism: Adelges cooleyi (spruce gall adelgid)
Lineage: Eukaryota; Metazoa; Arthropoda; Insecta; Hemiptera; Adelgidae
Gene: Kap-alpha3
Product: importin subunit alpha-4
Exons: 11
Coding region: 677-2224 (515 amino acids)
Biological process (GO): NLS-bearing protein import into nucleus
Cellular component (GO): nucleus; nucleoplasm; cytoplasm
Molecular function (GO): nuclear import signal receptor activity; protein binding
Source: RefSeq, a predicted model, not a curated record
CUUCUUUUCAUCGUUACAUUAUCGUUGCACGCGCGUACGGCGUUCGCAUUGGCGAGAUAGGCUGCGGAUAAAAUAAUAUUAUCGGCGUUUUUUUAUUGAAUUUUAAUUUUAUUUUACGCGGCGCAAAAACUCAAAGGUCUUCUCCGCUCGUCCGUCCGGCGAAUGAUAGUAUGCGGUCGGUUUUCCUUGGUCGUUACCGCAGUUGUACACCGUUGUCGAUUCGCCGUUAAGGAAAAAAAAAAAAGAAAAAUCGUAGAAAAAAAAUCCAUUCGCGCUUAUCAUCGCAAUACCGUUGCCGUGCGUGAUAUUAUAAAUUUUUUUAUAAUAUAAAAAAAAAUAUAUUUAGCUGUAUUAUUAUUAUUAUUGCUGUAUUCCGAUCCGUUUUGCCGACAAUAUUUCUUAUUAUUAUUGUCACACACACAGUCGCCGCUAAAAACAAACGGUCUUGCGAUUGUCGGCUUGGCGCGCGCACACGGUGAACCGACGCGCACGCAGCACGUUCGCAUAGCGAAUUACCUGUCUUGGUCGCACGCCGAAUAAUCAUUAGCGAUAGAUAGCUGUUGAAAUAGUAUUUUCGUGUGGUUCGUAUCGACCCGGUCGACGGUGUUUGUUGUUGUCGUUGCGCCAUUAGUUUUCUGUUGCGUUUGACCCGGCGGCUAAAAAAAAAUCGCGCAAAAUGUCAGACGAAAAAGUCAUAGGACACCGGUUGCAGAGUUUCAAGCACAGGGGCAAAACCGAAAUGGAAAGACGAAGAAUGAGAAGUGAAGUAACUGUUAGCUUACGAAAAGACAAACAAGAGCAAGAGCUGAUGAAAAGGAGAAAUGUUUCGGAUGUAGUUAACGAUCCAGUAAAUGUUACAGAUGAUUUGGACUUGGAAAAACCAUUGACAGAACACGACCUGCGUUCGUUGGUCGAAGGUGCUGGCAGUAAAAUCCCAGACGUACAACUCAAGGCAAUUCAAUCGGCAAGAAAAUUACUUUCUUCUGACCGUAAUCCGCCCAUUGACGAACUUAUCAAUAGUGAAAUACUUCCAAUAUUGGUUCGGUGUUUAGAAGAACAUAACAAUCCGACUUUGCAAUUUGAAGCUGCGUGGGCAUUGACAAAUAUCGCUAGCGGUACAUCCCUUCAGACCCAAGCAGUUGUUUCGGCCGGAGCUGUUCCGUUGUUUUUAAAUUUACUGAACUCGACAAAUCAAACAGUUUGUGAACAAGCGGUUUGGGCUUUAGGAAAUAUUAUUGGUGACGGUCCCCAACUUCGUGACUAUGUUAUUAGUUUGAGCGUUGUGCCCAGGUUACUUCAUUUCAUCAACCCGACCAUACCAAUUACAUUUAUGCGUAACGUCACGUGGGUUAUUGUAAACUUGUGCCGUAACAAAGACCCUCCUCCGGCUCAACACGUGAUAGACGAACUUCUUCCGGCUCUCAAUUAUUUGAUCAACAACAAAGAUAUCAAUAUUUUGGUCGAUACUGUUUGGGCUAUUAGCUAUUUAACCGAUGGUGGAAAUGAUCAAAUUCAAAAAGUCAUCGACAGCGGAAUCGUGCCCAAUUUAAUUCCGUUGUUGUCACACAAAGAAGUCAAGGUGCAAACUGCGGCGUUACGUGCAAUAGGAAAUAUCGUAACUGGAACCGACGAUCAAACACAAGUAGUUCUUGACGCCGGAGCAUUAUGCCACUUCCCUGCACUGUUAACGCAUUCGAAAGAGAAGAUAUGCAAAGAAGCAGUUUGGUUCCUAUCGAACGUCACUGCCGGCAAUCAAGCGCAAGUACAAGCCGUAAUCGAUGCCGGACUGAUACCGAAAAUAAUAAUGCACCUGUCGAAAAGUGAAUUCCAAACCCAAAAAGAAGCCGCUUGGGCCAUUACCAAUCUGACCAUCAGCGGCAACAGCCAACAAGUAGACACCGUCAUAAAUGCAGGAGUCGUCGCCCCGCUUUGUGCACUUCUGUCCUGCCAGGAUAGUCAAGUCAUUCAAGUCGUGUUGGACGGUAUACAGAAUAUGUUGAAGAUAGCCGGUCCCGAUGUCGACGCGUUGGCCAAUCUAAUUGAAGAAUGUGAAGGACUCGAUAAAAUUGAACAACUACAAAACCAUGAAAGCGUUGAGAUCUACAAAGUUGCUUUUGACAUUAUCGAGAGAUACUUUUCCGAGGAAACUAAUACGCCAACGCAACCGCCAUCUUGCUUUGAAUUCAACGCCGCUAAUGCGAAUAACACUCAAUUUAAAUUUUAAUUUAAUAUUUGUGAAAUAUAUAUAUAUAUAUUUUCCUUUUUUUACGUCAUGUUGGCGAGACUUGUCAAAGUCAAAUCAUAUAACAUUUUGUAACUAUGACUUAAAAGAUAAACCACUGAAGCCAAUUUUUAAACGUUGCUGCUUUACAAUAAAAAAAAAAAAAAAAAACUGAAUUAAAUAAAUAGUAAUUAAUUUUGUUCUCGACGUAAAAAAAAAAACUAUUGAUAAAAUAUAAAAACCGUAACAAAUAAAAACUUUUGCAAUCAACAACAAAGGGGGCCCCCCGUAUUAUUGGGCAAUUUCUUCUUUUUAUUUUUUAUUAUUAUUAAUAUUAUUAGCAGCCAUAUUAUUGUGUAUUUAAUAUUUAUUGUUAUUCGGUUUUUUCUCUUGAAAUUGUCAACAGACCUUUUUAAUAAAGUCAACCAUUAUUUCCUAUACAAACUGUUUAUGUUACAAAUUUGUUACGAAAACUUUGUCGGCCGACAUCGAGUAUUGUACGUGCAUUUUUUUUUUUUUUAUUGUUAUUGUAUCUACGCCAUAAAUAUUUUCCAUUUAAAAACGCGGUUUACGUAAUUAUUACUAACAAUUGUGUUUUUUUUCUUCGAGCGAUCGAUUCAUAACAAAAAAAAAAGUUUGUAAUUGACUUGGAAAAUAAACAAAUAUGAACAUUUUUUUUUUUUUGGUCUGUUUUUAAAAUGUAUUUACCGUAAAAAUACUCGGUGCUCUGCUGUCGAAUGAAAUUACAACAAAAAAAAUCCAUUAACUUUUGCUUUAUUGUCUUUUUACCUCGUUGUUGGUCGAUACAAUUGAAAUUGUAUGCGUUUAUUUACUUGUCGUUUGAACCGAUAAACAACUUUGACUCUACACAUAAAUAUGGUUGUUUGAUUUCAGCAACCUACUAAAAAUAUUUAUAAUUUUUAAAAAAUAAUAAUAAUAAUAAUUACAGAAACUCUAUUCUGCGAAUACCUAUAUCGUUGUACGUGUUCGAAUAAAUCUGAAAUUGAAUUUUA